Molecule: messenger RNA, 1155 nt
Organism: Macrobrachium nipponense
Lineage: Eukaryota; Metazoa; Arthropoda; Malacostraca; Decapoda; Palaemonidae
Exons: 1
Coding region: 1-1155 (384 amino acids)
Molecular function (GO): nucleic acid binding
Source: RefSeq, a predicted model, not a curated record
AUGAAAAGGACCUUCAAGCCUAUAGGUUUUAGAUCAGUUCUCUUUGGAGCCACCUGCUCGCCUUUUUUACUCCAGUCAACCUUGCAACAUCACUUUGAAACCUACCCCACUUCACCUGAAGUUAGUUUCCUCAUGACCAAAUUUUAUGUGGACAACUUAAUUGGCUCCUUACCAACAACAGCCAGCCUCUACAGCCUUUACAAGGUUGCAAAGAAAGUCCUGUCAGAUGCCGGAAUGCCUUCAAGAGAAUGGAUCAGUAAUGACCCAACCUUCAACGAAAUGGUAAAACAAGAAGGUGAUGGAACAACAGAAGGCUCAAAUCUUGUCAAAGUUCUAGGACUUCAUUGGAACUACAAGACUGACCACUUAAGCAUAAAACCCCCUACCUUUGAGGAAGCUCCGCUUACCAAACGGCUACUUUUGAGCAACCUUUCAAAAGUAUUUGACCCUCUAGGAUUGCUUGCUCCCAUAAUUGUACGAGCCAAAGUUCUUAUGCAAAAGAUCUGGAAGCUAUCUAAAAGGUGGGAUGAUGUUUUGCCACCAGAACUUCAAGAAGAGUGGUCGAAGAUCAAGAAAGACCUCGAGAACAUAUCAUACCAGGAAUUCCCACGCUUCACAGCCAACAGAGGGACCAACUACUCUCUUCACGUAUUAUGUGAUGCUAGUGAAAAGGCCUAUGGGGCUGCAGCCUAUUUGAUGGACCAACACGCAGGUGCGAACCUGUUUGCUCUAAAGCAAGAGUCGCCCCUCUCAAAAAGAAAGCAUACACAACUUGAGCUGACUGCCAACUAUAGUGCAGUCAAAAUAGCUGACUACCUCAGAACCGUUUUCACUACCGAUGGUGUCAAGAUUACUGACACUGUCAUAUGGUCUGACAGUAAAGUUGCCCUACACUGGAUUCAGAACAACAAAUCUAAAAACAUCUAUGUCCGCAACAGGGUGAAUGAGAUAAGUCAGGUCACUGAAGUGAGGUACCUCUAUGUACCUGGUGAAGAAAACCCAGCAGACCUUGUCUCUAGAGGAAUUUCCAUGUGGCAGUUUAAGAAAAGUCAAAUUUGGUUCCAUGGCCAAGUUGGCUCCCGAACCCAGAGAUGUGGCCAGAGCAAGCAGAUGUAUCUACAUGCUACCCACCUGAAACACCUGAAGAAGUUUUAA